Messenger RNA from Penicillium soppii, 1623 nucleotides. Its product is annotated as MFS transporter. The transcript is spliced from 4 exons. Gene Ontology annotation, biological process: transmembrane transport. The record is from RefSeq and is a predicted model, not a curated record. Bases 1 to 1623 code for a protein of 540 amino acids. NCBI's taxonomy places the organism in Eukaryota, Fungi, Ascomycota, Eurotiomycetes, Eurotiales, Aspergillaceae. Gene Ontology annotation, molecular function: transmembrane transporter activity.
AUGGAGACACCUCGAUCAGAACAGACCCACACAAAUGCAACUAGCCCGACAGCCUCCAUUGAGUCUGGCCAUGAAAGCCUCGACUAUCUCAACUUACCCUUUCGCGAAGUCACUGAUGGCGCCGACCUUGGUGAAUAUGCCACCGAAACGAGAACAGGAGAGAUCAUCAAGCCUGUCAAGUCCAAUGCAACUGGUAAAAUGGAAGAUUGGAAAUUGGUGACCUUUACGAUCAAUGAUCCCGAGAACCCCAAGAACUGGUCGAAGGCGUACAAAUGGUACUGCACCAUGGUGGUUGCUUUCACUUGUUUCGUUGUCGCCUUUGCUAGUAGCGUUAUCACUGCCGAUCUGGAAGGGCCCAUGAAAGACUUCGGCGUUUCACGUGAAGUCAGCUUGGUUGUUGUCACCGUUUUUGUUAUUGGAUUUGGUGUUGGGCCAAUGGUCUUUGCUCCAAUGUCAGAGAUGUUUGGACGCCGCCCCGUGUAUGCCAUCACUCUCCUGAUUGCCGUGAUUUUUAUUAUUCCUUGUGCCGUCUCCAAAAAUAUUGGAACUCUUAUCGUCUGCCGAUUGAUCGAUGGAAUCGCUUUCAGUGCCCCUAUGACUCUUGUGGGUGGUACUCUUGCAGAUUUAUGGAGAAGCGAGGAGCGAGGUGUUCCAAUGGCAGCUUUUAGCGCUGCGCCUUUCAUCGGCCCAGCCAUCGGUCCACUCGCUGGUGGCUUUUUGGGUGACAACUGUGGCUGGCGCUGGCUCUAUUGGCUCCAGCUGAUCCUGGCAUUUGUUGCCUGGGUUUUGAUCACGUUCACUGUCCCCGAGACAUACACACCGAUAUUGCUAAAGAAGCGAGCUCAGAAACUCCGCAAGUCUGAGAACGAUCCCAAGUAUACCACCGAAGGCGAACUUGAUCCCCGACCCAUGGGCGAGAAGCUUCGCGUCUUCCUAUUCCGCCCUUUUCAGCUUCUUCUCCUUGAGCCUAUCGUUCUGUUCAUCGCGCUCUACAUGUCCGUCUUAUACGGUCUGCUGUAUAUGUUCUUCGUUGCUUAUCCAAUCGUCUACCAGUCCGGCAAAGGAUGGAGUGCUUCCAUGACUGGACUUAUGUUCAUUCCUCUGGCUAUUGGUGUUCUCAUGAGCGCAGCUUGUGCUCCGUUAGUCAACAAGAACUACCUCAAGAUCUCUGCUGAAUGCGGCGGAAAACCCCCUGCAGAGAAGCGACUGAUCCCAAUGAUGUGGUCUUGCUGGCUCGUUCCUAUCGGACUAUUCAUCUUCGCCUGGACGUCAUAUUCCGAUGUCCACUGGUUGGGACCGGCAAUGGGAGGAUGGCCUGUUGGAUUUGGCUUCAUCUUCUUGUAUAACUCGGCCAAUAACUACCUCGUCGAUACCUACCAGCACCAAGCGGCAUCCGCUCUCGCGGCCAAGACCUUCCUCCGUUCCAUGUGGGGUGCUUCUACCGUCCUGUUCACAGAGCAGAUGUACAAUCGCCUGGGCUACCAGUGGGCCAGCUCACUUCUCGCUUUCCUUGCUUUGGCCUGCUGCGCUAUUCCCUACGUGUUCUACUUCAAGGGUGAAUCUAUUCGCCGGUUCUCGAAGUUUGCCUUCAGUGACGACGAGGAGAAGGCCAUCAAGGCAUAA